Molecule: messenger RNA, 741 nt
Organism: Aureobasidium subglaciale EXF-2481
Lineage: Eukaryota; Fungi; Ascomycota; Dothideomycetes; Dothideales; Saccotheciaceae
Exons: 2
Coding region: 140-520 (126 amino acids)
Source: RefSeq, a predicted model, not a curated record
UGGGACGAUACUUGAAUAUGGCUAAUCAACUUUCAUUCCGCAUUUCCACGUCGUUUUCUUCUUAUCGCUUCCGUGCUUCUUCCUCUACCACAACAAUCACCAAUCGCACUCACGCGAACUUCCCUACACCACGCUCGUCAUGUUGCCUGUCCUAGCACCACCUUCUUUAGAUCUCCUUGACGCCCUCGACCGCCGUCGUCUCCCAGAGCUCCAGUACCUGAGCGCCUACUGCCCCUUCAGUCUCAAUGCCAGACCCUGCCCUCACGGCUCAAAGUGCUCGCUCAAGCGCGUCUGCUAUGUCCUCUGUUCCUUCCGCACCAACACCAGCGGUCAGCCCUGCGAUGGUCAUCACCACGUCUCCGCCAUCUGCGAGCAGUUCCUGACAGACAAGGGUUGUCGUUACCGCAAGGAUGAUGAUCAUCCUUUCCUCCCUAGGAGUCACGACUUUGAGCUUCAUCGUUGCAUGGAUGUUAUGCUUAAACCUCACAGACUUGGUCUUUAUGGCGUUCAAAACUUCUGAGUUAUGGGCUUAAAGUGAGAGGCGAGGCUUUGGUCAUGCUGGCAAUACUUUUUCUUGUGUCGACAUCACUUUCUUUCAUCAACCCUUUCCAGCACAACUCACAGGACAUUGGGGCAGGGGCAAAUUAGUUUGGGGGCCGGAGACAUAGACCUCCGAAAGACAGUCUUCUCUGCAAAUGCACGCAUUCUACAGCAUAUCAAGUCGGAUGUCUUCAAUGAUUA